This is a messenger RNA of Sphaeroforma arctica JP610, 2934 nucleotides long. RefSeq lists its product as hypothetical. Gene Ontology annotation, molecular function: protein binding; RNA binding; poly(A) RNA polymerase activity. Lineage: Eukaryota; Ichthyosporea; Ichthyophonida. The transcript has 2 exons. The record is from RefSeq and is a predicted model, not a curated record. Gene Ontology annotation, biological process: mRNA stabilization. Bases 136 to 2637 code for a protein of 833 amino acids.
UGCAUAUAGUAUGAAAAGAGAGUUCAUUUCGUAUAUACGGGCCCUAAAAUCACUUUCGCGAUCGAGAAAUUUGACAGAGAUAGAAUAGACGUGCGUGAUAUUACAGAUUGUAAUAGUGUAAGAGGUUUUUCAAAGAUGGUGAAAGGUGCACAAAUUCUGCCGCCCCACAGUAAUCGGCUUGGGAAUGUACUCGCUGAGGAAUACAGGAUAUGUGGUUCCUUUGAUCUACCCCCAAUAGUGCUUAGGCCUGAUGUAUUCUCGCUUGCCAUCUGGGAAAGUUUGGAAAGGGUCGGAAUCGCUGUGGAAGAUGUUAGGAUAUUAGGAAGCGUUGCGGCUUUAAUCGUCGCGGAUGCUGAUAGACAACAUAGUAUACGGUGCAAUGACAUAGAUAUAGUGUUUAACGUCGACUUUGAAUAUCACUCAGCGAUCGUCAAGUUUGACCAUGUACUUAAUUGUGUGAUGGAAUGUUUGAGAGAACAUUUUCCGGAAGAGAAACGUGAGGAGGGACAGAACCUGCCAGUGGGUGCGUUUUCAAGUGCUUAUGUUAAUAAGAUGGUGAAGGUACCGAAUCACAAAUCAAAUAGUUCUAAAUCGGAUAGGAAUAGUGGAAAUGAGGAUUGUUGGUCUCUUAUAUCGCUGCGGAACGAGUCUGGACUGAAUAUCGAACUCAAAUUUGUGCAGAAUUUGAGGAGGCAUUGUGAGUUUUCAAUGGACUCGGUGCAGAUCGUAUUAACUAAGGAAGUGCUGCAAGCUAGUGCCAAGUGGGAAGUUAUGUCCGGGUGGCCCGAGAAUGUACCGGUCAACGCAGUGAGUGUUUGGGGAAAUUACGAGGAAGCGGUGGAGCAUAUCAACCAGCGAAUUAUAUCCAUCAAUCUGCCGGAGCAGUUGCGAGGUGGUGGUUUGUUAAAGUAUUGUAGGCUAUUGUCGGAGGGGUAUAGUCAUCCGGCCGAGAUGACUGAGAAAUCUAUCAGGAAAUUGCAGCGCUCUAUGUGCACGCGGUAUUUUAUAGAUUUCCCAACUCUGGCGCUGCAACACAACUAUAUAGUGGGAUACAUACACUCACAUUUCCCGGACCCGCGCCUCGGCCUCAAGUAUCUGCAACAUCUGCAAGAUGCUGUCGUCAGUUAUACGAAACAGAAUCCGAAGGAGCGUGCGUCAACAAUCGAAGUUCUGGACGUACUCAUGCAACACACUUCUGAAUACAUCGAUCACAUCGAUUCGAUGGAGUCAAGUUUGUCUGAUUCGUCGAGUUCGUCUGCGGGAUCCGAGUCGCCAAUGGCUCCUUCUAGUGAAGAGAAUCUGCUGGAAGCUAUCGUCGACGGGGAUGAAUGCAGCACUUUGAAGAAGCUCACACGGUCAGCUUCGCAGCCAGCGGCGGAGGGGGAAGUAGUAGUGACGAAAGCUACGACCAUUCUAGGACUUUCAAAGGUAGCUAAGAAUGUGCAAGUAGUACACGGAGCGAGGUCUUUUGCGAAGAUUGUAGCGACGAACCCUGUGCGGCCGAGUAGUGCUUCUGCUCCUGUCCCGGUGACGCAAAGUGAUGCACAUUCAGCCGUGUUUACCCCACCCAGGUCACCGACAGUGAGCGGCAGCAAUACUAAGAACUGUUCAGGUCAAACCAUCAGCGAAAAAUCCAAAAAAAGUAAGAAGACCAUAGCACAAGGUCAAAUAGCCGCGACUGAAUUCGCAACUACCCGACGAGAUAGUGAUGGUAUGGAGUCAAGCACUAGCGCAAGUACUACUAGAAUGAGUACCGAUUCAACAGCUAGCUACGAUACCAUGUCAUCCAUGUCGGAGAAGGACUCAGAUUCGAGCACAACUGUGCUUCUAUACCCUUCACCGCCCGACACUCCUGAGAUGGUUGCCACGCCCAUGAUCACGCUCGAAGCCGCGUCACCACUGGAUGCACACCGUGCGAGUGAUAGAUGCGAACUUGAGUGUAGCACGGCGCAGGACGUCGACAGCAGUGAACAGGACAAUCAUGUAGAGCAUGAUUUUAGUGAGACUGCGGAUGUAUUCGAAUAUUCAAUAGAGGCAAAGGAGGAAGUCUUUGCGUCCUGCAGAGAGUCGAUGGUGGCCACGGAUAAUCUAGUUACACUCCGCGGUUUGUUGAACAAAGGGAUUGUGAACGUGAAUGAUCGUGGUUACCUUGGCAACGACAAGAGUGAGGGUCAAACCUUGCUCAUGGUUGCGAGUAAAUACGGGCGGUAUAAGUGUAUGAAGGAGUUGGUGGACAAAUUCGGAGCCGAUAUCAACAUGGUGGGUGGGGUGGGUUCAUAUACGGCCUUGCACUACGCUGCGUUCCACGGUCACGUCAAUGCUGUCGUUACACUACUCGAGCGGGGUGCCAAAACGGAUAUGAUUACCUCUCAGGGAGAGACACCUGCCCAGGCAGCGUUGGCAGGUGGUAAGAAAGAGAUUGCGCGUAUGCUGCAAUCUUACGCAAACAAUGGAGGACGUGGUCCUGUAGAUAGUACCUGCAUGGAUGGUUGGCAACAGUGUGGUCGUAAAUCCAAAGGUCGCCGCAAAGCCGGUGUCACCGCUACUAACAACGGGGGCGGCAACAACAGUUCUGCUAAGUAUAACAAUCAUGCAAAAGGGCAUAAUAAUGUGCGUAAUAGACGGAUGCGUAAGUGAUUUUAAAGGAAUAGACAUAUAUAGAUAGAUAGAGGUAUUGUAGUACUGUGCGGAUGCCGAUGUAUGCUCGACUUUGAGCGCGGCAUAGAUAUACAUAUUGAGAUCGAGUCACUGUUUUCAUGGCUUAUACCUGGACUGUCUCGAGACUAUUGAUCAUUAGCUGUCAAUGGUCUGUUAGUUCUGGAAGUUGUUACUCGUCUCUAAUUUGACGCAGUACCUAGUAUCAUAAAACAUUAGUAUCACUAAAUUAGAAAAUAAGCCCAUUCAUAGUAUAUAUUUAUUAACAUACAAGGAGGC